Messenger RNA from Morone saxatilis (striped sea-bass), 4056 nucleotides. It is a transcript of the gene ccdc69, whose product is annotated as coiled-coil domain containing 69. Gene Ontology annotation, molecular function: microtubule binding. Lineage: Eukaryota; Metazoa; Chordata; Actinopteri; Moronidae. Gene Ontology annotation, cellular component: nucleus; cytoplasm. The record is from RefSeq and is a predicted model, not a curated record.
AAGAAAAGCAAAGGCAAGAAGGGAGAGAAGAAGCAGAAACACAGCAGCCGCAGAGAUGAAGGAGGUAAUCGUGCGUCAGGUGAGCAGGACGUUUGUCUGGAGAAGCAGCUGGAGCGCUUCGAGUGGCAGCUGAGGACGUUAAAGGAAGUGCUGUCGGCCAAUGGGAACCCGGAGAGGGCGGAGCUACUGAAGGAGCACGCCGAUGAAGAGGUGUGCGCCCUCGUCCUCAGCAUCCUCGAUAAGGUGAAAACGGAGACGACGGCGGAUUUGAACGUCCUGCAUGAACAGAAAAGUAAAGCUGCUACUGAAGAACACAAGAGAAACAUUGAAGAGCUGCAGACGAGACACGAACAAGAGAAAACUCAGCUGACAGAAACAUUUCAGGCUGCUGAAAACGUCCUGAAGGGUGAGGUGGAGGAACUGACUGCAGAGCUGCAGGUUUAUAACGAGCUGAAGCGGAGAGUCAAAGAAUCCACGUUUAAGAAGGACCUGCAGAGGAACAUCCAGGCCCAUGGCAGCCCAGGUGCAUUCUGGGAGUCCGAGCAGGAGUCUCUGCUGUUCGUCAUUGAGAUGAAGAGUGAGCGCGUGCAGGAGCAGAGCAGGAAGCUGCAGCAGAUGGACGCUCUGACGGAGAAGAACCUGGCGCUGGAGGAUCAGAUGGUCCACGUCCUGCAGCAGAACGAGGAUCUGAGGGUCCGGAUAGACAACUGCCAGACUCUGAUUCAGCAGUUAUCGAAGGAGCAGCAGGACCUGAAGGUGGCGCUGGAGAGGCAGGCAGUCAUCAACCAGAAGCUUUCUCAGGAAAAAGAGCAGCUGAUGUUCAAACUGCGACACAGAGACUCGUGUCCGACCAUCCACCUGGCCGCCAUGGUGCAGGAGAUCUCGCCCAGAUGACUCUGAACGCGUGGUCACUCGAUGUAGAUAGAAACCAGACUGUGUGCGCUCAGUAACCUGCUGGAGAGCAGCACUGCAGCGACUCUGCUGCGUGGACUUUAAACUGGAUCCUGUGUGUACAUACUGUAUCAGACUCUCCCAGGUAAAGGUCCGGCCACAAUGAUCGGUUGUGGUUGUCAGUUUAAGUUUUAUUUUUAAUUCUUUUACAGAUUAUUGUUCGUUACGACGGUUAAAUGGUCUGGAAAAGCCAUAAAAAGUUUUUUUAAAGGAAUUAUGAGAUGGUAAAACGCUAUCUAGCCGGUAACAUAGAAACAAAACUGAAUACUUACUGUUUCCUGAACUUACUCUUGUAAUCAUGGUAAUGCUAACAUGCUCCAAAAUGAGCCAGCUACAACAGUCUCCCAGGUUAGCUUGCUUAGCAGACUGUUGUAAAGUGUUGGGGUUGUCAGUUUAUAUUCUGUUUUUAAUUCUUUUCAUCAUUCAGUCAGUUUACUGACAGAUUAUUGUUCGUUAUGACGGUUAAAUGUUUUGAAAAUGCUGCAACUGAGACCAGUUUAGCCUUAAAGGUUUUAUGUUACAGAGACUGACGGAGCGGCAGCAUCCGAUGUGUUCGCUCACAACUGAAAGUCGCACUGUCAUUUGCCCAUUCUUGCAAAAUAGCUAGUUUCUAGCCAGAAACAUAAAAACACGACUGAAUAUUUUCUGUUUCUUCAAUUUCAGCCAGCUACAACAGUCUGCCAAGCUAGCUAGCGUGCUAACUGCCACUUACCUAUUUAGCUUGGAUGAAGAAGUUAGCGUAGUUUAUUCGAGAUGUAUUUGUACCAUCGACUGGCCGACUGCGGACUGUGUUGCAUCUUUUGCAGGGUUACAUAAAAUGUGAUGAUGCAACACAAAUAAUACUUUAGUUUAUAGUUUCUUCCUUCUAACUUUCUGACUCUUUGUUCACUCGAAUGUCUGAUUGCAAAUUCCCACGUCAGUUUGUUGACGUUUGCCAAAGUCAGGAACUCUGUAUUCACUUCACCUUUAUGCUGACUGUUUAUAUAAAUGCUGGUGUGAGCCGACCUUAGUAACUACGACCUGCUGGUCUGCUGAAGUGCCUGAGACUCAUAAUAACUGAUGAUGUCGACGUAAAGAUCUUCUGCUUCCCAAACUAACAUCCAUCAAACCCUGAGGAUUCGAACUAGCAGCUACCAGUCGUCACUCCACACCGACUCCUCGAUCUGUUUCUGUGUCGACGCCUUGGAGAAUAAUGGACUCAGAGUUUAAAAAGCUCUGAAACCGGAUGCUUGAGGCCCGAUUGUACCACAGUCCAGCUCCACCACGGGUUUUGAGAGUAAGUGCCUUGUUCGGUGGCACACAUUGUGUUGGUAGUUCAGGUCCGUGUUAUACAGCCUUCAAGUUUCAAGAAGCACUUAAGCUGAUUAAGAAAUUAUCUGUAUCCGUAUCUGGACUCUGUGGGAUUAAAAAAAGUUGGUAAUUUAAACCUGAAAUUGAUACGAGUUGAUCAGAAGUUACUUUAUUAGAAAACUAUUUUUACUUUUGGAACUGAGCUUCAGAGCGAUGUUUUUCUAGUUUAUUUGCAAGUAUAUUGACGCAUUUUACUUUUGUAAAAAGUUCAUUAUCUGUUCCGGAUACUCGUGUCGGCUCAACCUUACUCCGAAAGUUAGCUAUUGUUAGCAAGGUUACGCUACCUGGCUAGCUAGCAAGCAGUUGGUCAACUAAAAUUAUUCACAAAUUUUUCACAUCAAUGUUUCAUCGCAACAUUGUUCAUAACUUAAAUGUCACGUUCGAGGUGAAUAACACUGACCAACACUAAUGGCCACAAGGCGCCCACCGUCCUGUCGUAAGCAGGUUUUGGAUCUAGACCAGCAAAGUGUGUUCUGGUUCGAGAUUAGACUUUUAAACCAGACUAUAGUGAUACAUCAACCUCUCAGGUUUCAGAUUGUAAACUUGAACCUUUUAAAGGUUAGUCUUGAACUUGGACUUCGUGCUAGAGAGUUAAAGCUACGUCAACCCUGCAGACGAACACUGAAACUGAAGUCGGACUGUACCGCUCCCUCAGUAAAUCUAAACCUGACCAACCUGAUGCCAAAUCAGUUUGUGUUCACUGCUUCUGGUAUCUGCUCAUUUCUGUUUGCGUGCCUCACAAACGCUUCUUAAUUUUUCUUACAGUUGGCUGACAGUUUUUUAAAGUAGAGCUCUGUUAAGUGCUGCUGUUGGGGGACGACACUACUUCUCUUAGUGUCUGAUUCAGUGUUCAGGAGCUGACUAACAAAACACAUUGAGCCCUUUUUAUUUUCGGGUUUUGGAAAUGUUUUUUAUGAGCCUCAGAAUCAAAACAUUUUCUCAACACACAAUGGACUGUUUUUAGUUUCAUUCAAUAAAAAUGUACAACUAGAAAAAGAAAUCUUGUUUGUGUGUUUUUAGCAUGCUAGCAUCUUGGAGUGAAACCUCGUGACAACCUGUACAUUUGUACAUUUGUUCAUUUGUUCCAAACUUUACCACAGGAGAUUAAUCCUCACAGUUUCAGUGUCUCCUGAUUUUCAUCACUACAAAAACUUUAGCACAUACCUCUAGAACAAAUGGCAGAAUCCCUGUGAGAUGAAUGCUAACAGUAAAAAUCUAACUUUCUAAAAUACUGUUAACAGUUUAGAAGCAUGUUAACAUGGCGAUAAAUACUGCUGUCAUCCAUUAGUUUAAAAAUGCUAUGAAACUGUCUGAAAAAGCAUUUUAUUCUCCAGCGAGGGUUGAAUCGUAUGAUGUGACUCAGCUAACGUGAUGAAACCGAUAGCAACUGAAUACACAGCCUCAUUAUGGUCUGCGGGUUUACUGUCCGAGGUUUCCAUUGUCUCAUGUUCAUACAUCCAGAGCUACAGAACAAUAAUCACUGUGUACGUCUUGUCUUUUAAAAGCUUGAUAACUGUCAGUUUGGGAUUUAUUGUGUUAAAGAUGUGAAAAAUAUUUUUCUUUUUGUUAAUGGGACGAUUGAUUUAUUGGAUAUAAUCUUUUGUAUUGCCAAAACCAACAUGUGUCAGUGUUUGUCUCCUUAUGCACCAGCACUUUGACGUAAUGUACCAGAGUUUGUAUCAGAGACAUUGUUCCAUGUUGUAUAGUUUUAAUUUUCUCUUUUUCUUCUGAUGUAUUAAAACUUAUUUCAUCUUU